UUGUUAGAAAUUGGAGUAGGCUUGACAGGAUGUGGUGCAUUGUUCAUGGCAAUGGGAGUAAUGCUCAUGCUUGAUGUUGCGCUGAUGGCCUGCGGAAAUUUAAUGAUUGUACUGGGGAUUAUAACGACGAUUGGUCCCAGAGGAGCAUUUGAAUAUUUUAGACGAUCCGAUAGAUGGCUUGGAUCGAUUUUAUUUUUAAGCGGAAUUUUUUUGAUCCUAGUCAAGUUUCCUUUGAUCGGAUUUCUGCUUGAACUCUGUGGGUGCCUGAAAUUAUUUAGUAAUUCGUUCCCCACUAUCUUUGGCGUUUUGAAACAGUUGCCUUUUAUUGGUCCUAAACUUGCAAGAAUAGUUUUCUAA
Molecule: messenger RNA, 357 nt
Organism: Phycomyces blakesleeanus NRRL 1555(-)
Lineage: Eukaryota; Fungi; Mucoromycota; Mucoromycetes; Mucorales; Phycomycetaceae
Exons: 3
Biological process (GO): retrograde transport, endosome to Golgi; endoplasmic reticulum to Golgi vesicle-mediated transport
Cellular component (GO): Golgi membrane; endoplasmic reticulum; COPII-coated ER to Golgi transport vesicle
Source: RefSeq, a predicted model, not a curated record